This is a messenger RNA of Cryptococcus amylolentus CBS 6039, 294 nucleotides long. RefSeq lists its product as hypothetical. The record is from RefSeq and is a predicted model, not a curated record. The coding region runs from base 1 to 294 and encodes 97 amino acids. The transcript has a single exon. NCBI's taxonomy places the organism in Eukaryota, Fungi, Basidiomycota, Tremellomycetes, Tremellales, Cryptococcaceae.
AUGUCCACGACCUUGAUCACCCUCACCAAACAACUCUACAACUCACUCACAAACCUCGCCGCCACCGACGGCUCGCCAGCCUUCAUCUCCCGCACCCCCAGCUCGUGGUACCAAGUUUAUGACGAUUCGAGUAAUUGUUUCGACGUAUUGUUGUCUGGGUCUGGGUCUGGGUCGGGGUAUUGGAUUGAGAGGAUGGAAGGGCCGGAGGCAGAGAAUGUGGUACGUCGGCUCCGUCCCUCUGCUAGGCUCCCUUCACUCCUUCGCCCCUUCGGGGCAGGUGGAAGUGGGAAGUGA